AUGGUAGUGGUGAUUCUCGGUCAUGUGAACUGUUUCGCGCAAUAUGCACUUUGCGGUCUAAACUUGGGGUAUAAAAGAUCUGAGCGUCCAGCCAUCGGUGUAGGAAUAUGUAUAUCUUUUGCGAUCGGUGCACCUGCAAUUGCUGGUCUAUAUACCAUUCUUAGUCCGCUAGGUAAAGAUUAUGAAUCUGGAUCGGACGAAGAAUCACAGGUUCAAAUUACUGCUGAUAAAAAACAAGAGCAAAUGAGAGUGACAUCAUUAGAGAGGAAAUAUUCAUUUGCACCGAAAGAUAAACGAAGGACUGUUGAAAAUAGACCAAAGUGGAGUGGAGGGAUACUUGACAUUUGGGACGAUAUCUCUCAAGCGUAUCUAUCACUUUUCUGUACUUUUUGCGUCUUUGGUUGGAAUAUGGAGAGACUCGGCUUCGGAAACAUGUAUGUUCACAUUGCUACUUUUAUGCUGUUCUGUAUGGCACCCUUUUGGAUUUUCAUCUUGGCUGCUGUUAAUAUUGAGGACGAUACCGUUAGGCAAGCACUAGUAGGUGCUGGGAUCGUUCUAUGUUUUUUCGGUUUACUCUAUGGUGGUUUUUGGAGGAUUCAAAUGAGAAAGAGAUACAAUUUGCCUACUUAUGACUUCUGUUUCGGCAAGCCAGCGAUAUCUGAUUGUGCACUUUGGCUAUGCUGUUGCUGGUGCACUCUUGCUCAAGAAGUGCGGACAGGGGAUGCGUAUCAUAUUGUAGACGACAAAUUCUUCAGCAAAGAAAUUAGCACUGUUGACCAACCGCCGAUUUCACCUUUGCGCCGUGAGGGUGUGGCUUCAACCAAAUCAGGUCCGAGUUCCCCUCUCGGUGUCAAUUCGUCUCCUUCUACAUACAAACCGUCGAGUCCUCUAAGUUCUAGCAGUUUCUUUACCGACCAUCAUAGUCCAGAUGGUUCACUAUCUACUCUAAAAGAAGAACCUUCUGAAAAAGAUAAAGAUGUAACAAUGACUCCACCAACUCCGCCAUUGAUACAAAGAGAAUCUGCUUAG
Vicia faba (fava bean) is the source of this 1029-nucleotide messenger RNA. The record is from the annotation of a GenBank genome assembly. Lineage: Eukaryota; Viridiplantae; Streptophyta; Magnoliopsida; Fabales; Fabaceae.